Messenger RNA from Spodoptera frugiperda (fall armyworm), 9759 nucleotides. RefSeq names its product voltage-dependent T-type calcium channel subunit alpha-1G (gene Ca-alpha1T). The record is from RefSeq and is a predicted model, not a curated record. Gene Ontology annotation, biological process: neuronal action potential; calcium ion import; calcium ion transmembrane transport. Gene Ontology annotation, cellular component: plasma membrane; neuron projection; voltage-gated sodium channel complex. The coding region runs from base 538 to 7575 and encodes 2345 amino acids. Gene Ontology annotation, molecular function: voltage-gated sodium channel activity; low voltage-gated calcium channel activity. The transcript has 38 exons. Lineage: Eukaryota; Metazoa; Arthropoda; Insecta; Lepidoptera; Noctuidae.
CGGGAGCACAGGACCAGUGCACCCGCCGCCACCGCCCACUGAGCACGCCUCGCGCGCUCUCGGUACAACACGCGCCUACGAACCUAUGCACAAUAUAUAGUGGACAAGUGAACAGUUCUCAGUGUUAUUUCAUUUAAACGUGAUUUGUUUUUUUACAUAUUUUUUUUUUCAACUUUUUUUUUCUUAGAGGUUUCUUUUUCACCGAGCGUUUCAUGUUCGGCUACAAAUUCUUCGUUCGCUUAUUAUAACGAUACCUGUCUUUUCGUGAUAGCAGCUAACUAAAUUAAAAGUUUCUCGGAUCGGAUUCAUUGUGUUCGGAUAAGAAGUUUGAUUCAAUUUUAUCAACUGUUCAGUUCGUUAAAAGAUAGUGUAGUGUUUCGACGAUGGAGUUUGUUGACAAUGUCGUGACGGAGCAGUCCAAACACCCGCUGCCGGUGCUCACCGACACGUAUUUGUAUAGUUGAGCCCGCGGCUAAGAUGGUGAAGUAGUGUUUAAUAGACAAUUAAGUGAUACAAUGAGCUUAUAAGUUUAAGUGAAUGUCGGGUGAUCGGGAGAGGAUGCCUUACUACGGAUACCGGGAGGGCGGGCCCGAGUCCGAUUCUGAAGGCGGCUGCUCAGAUUCGGAUGGGGGGGAUUCGGACUCUGAGGGCGGCCUGAGCACGGAGAGCACGGUGGGGCAAGGCCUGCCCUUCCCCGGCUUCACGCCGGUCGCUCUCCGGUACCUCACACAAGAGACGAGACCGAGAAGCUGGUGUCUCAAACUCAUUACUAAUCCGUGGUUCGAAAGGAUAUCGAUGCUGGUAAUCCUGCUGAACUGCGUAACAUUAGGCAUGUACCAGCCAUGCGUCGACGAUCAGUGUGUAACGAAUAGAUGCAAAAUACUACAGGUUUUCGACGAUAUAAUAUUUGCGUUUUUCACGUUGGAAAUGUCAAUCAAAAUGGUGGCGAUGGGCGUUUACGGUCACGGAACUUAUUUAGCGGAUUCGUGGAACAGGCUGGACUUUUUCAUUGUUAUGGCUGGCGCACUGGAAUAUGCUUUAAACGUGGAAAACAUAAAUCUAUCAGCAAUCAGGACGAUUCGAGUUCUAAGACCAUUACGAGCCAUCAACAGGAUACCAAGUAUGCGUAUCUUGGUGAUGCUUCUACUGGACACAUUGCCUAUGUUAGGAAACGUUUUGCUGUUGUGUUUCUUCGUAUUCUUCAUAUUCGGUAUCGUGGGUGUACAACUGUGGGAAGGAAUUCUAAGACAACGCUGCGAAUUCGUCCCACCACCGAAUGUAAUACGACCCAAAGACCUGUCCGAUUGGUACAGAGUGCGCGUCAGAGUGAACUCUAUAUCAUUCUACUACGAGUUCUCAAAGGAAUUGGACUACAUUUGCACGACACCCGAAGACAAUGGCAUGCACACAUGUGGCAACUUCCCUCCAUAUAGAUACGGAGCUCUCGUGUGUAACGAGACUGCCAAGCCUUUCUCGUACAAUCGACCCACAAAUACGUCGUGUGUCAAUUGGAAUCAGUAUUACACUAACUGUACUCAAAGAGGAAAUAACCCCUUUCAGGGGACAAUUUCGUUCGACAACAUUGGUCUCGCCUGGGUCGCUAUUUUCUUGGUGAUUUCACUUGAAGGCUGGACAGACAUUAUGUAUUAUGUGCAAGACGCGCAUAGUUUUUGGGAUUGGAUUUACUUCGUAUUGCUGAUUGUGAUCGGAUCGUUUUUCAUGAUCAACCUCUGCCUAGUCGUAAUAGCGACACAGUUCAGUGAGACGAAAAAACGCGAGAUGGAACGAAUGAGGGCCGAACGUGCCCGAUUCACGUCAACAUCAACGCUUGCGUCAUCAACCAACAACAGUGAACCUGCUACAUGCUACGCUGAAAUUGUCAAAUACGUUGCACAUCUGUGGAGGCGAUUUAAAAGAAGAAUGGCGAAGAAGAUCAGGGUGUAUCGAUAUCAACGUGCGCAAUUGCGAUGGCGGACAAGCAGAGAAACUCUUCAGUUGCCUGCGAAUAAACCAAAACAGCAUCAUCCUUGCUGCCCACGAGUGCAUCCACAGGGUAACGGUGGUAAGAGCGUGAGUGAGGAAGGUAGCGGCGGCGCGGGGCCGGAGGAGCCGCUCAGUCGACCGAGCCUGUUGCGCGUACCUUCAUUGUCUGCCGCCGACCUUGAGAAUGCAUCAAACCUGUCACUCCUGUCUCCGCCGUCCCUGGCUCGUCGAAGGUCAUCAGUGAUGUUCAGCGAUACCGUGCUACUUCACACUCCGACUGCACCGCACGGAGCACAUCCACACAACGUAUGCUCUUCUGAGAAAAUGACACAAACAGAUUCAUUGUGUCAGCGUGACUGGCUUAAGAGCCAAAGUGAGUUCGACCUGCCGACAGGCGACACGGCGGAGGACCGCGCGGCCGCCGGCGGCACCAUGUCCUGCCAGGAACUACUGGCGCUCUCUGGCGCACUGUCCGCCGCCCUGCCUACUGGACAAGUGGCCCUGGAUUCCUUCUUCGAAGAACUCACUAAAGGCAUCAGCAAGAGAGCCGGCGAAGAAAAAGUUGAUACUAGGAUCGUGGAAAUAGAAGACUUCUCAUGCUGCGCAGACCUGAUCGCAGCCGAGGCAGCUGCUAAGGAAACUCGCAAGAGUCGCAUCAGUAACAUUUGUUCUAGAUUCUGGAACAGAAUAUCUAAAGCACUGUCUAUACUUAGAAAGAAGAUCAAAUUCAUUGCCGACCACAAGUACUUUCAACAGGGUAUAUUGUUGGCGAUCCUCAUCAAUACGCUAUCAAUGGGCAUUGAGUACCACAAUCAGCCGGAGGAGCUCACAGUGAUCGUAGAGAUCAGUAACAUUGUGUUCUCCGCAAUAUUCGCUGUGGAGAUGCUUCUCAAGAUUGUAGCUGAAGGUCCAUUCAAGUAUAUAUCCAACGGAUUCAACGUAUUCGAUGGCAUUAUUGUCAUACUCAGUGCAUUUGAACUGGCACAUAGCAUUGGACAAGAAAAAGACAUGGCUGGCAAUUCAGGACUUUCUGUCCUCCGAACAUUUCGGCUGUUGCGCAUAUUAAAGCUGGUCAGGUUCAUGCCCAACCUGCGCCGGCAACUGUUCGUCAUGCUGCGCACUAUGGACAACGUCGCCGUCUUCUUCUCGCUACUCGUACUAUUUAUCUUCAUAUUCAGUAUUCUGGGCAUGUAUCUAUUCGGUGGUAAGUUUUGCAAGUUCGUCGAAGACAAUGGCACCGAGCGGGAUUGUACCUGCCCCGAGAUCAUCUCCCACCAUCCCAAGUGUGAGUGCGACAGGAAACAUUUUAAUAACAUCCUAUGGGCUACCGUCACCGUGUUCCAGGUUUUAACACAAGAAGACUGGAAUGUUGUCUUAUUUAAUGGCAUGGAAAAAACGAGUCAUUGGGCCGCUUUAUAUUUUGUUGCCCUCAUGACAUUUGGGAACUAUGUACUGUUUAACUUGUUAGUUGCUAUACUCGUCGAGGGGUUCAGCUCAGAGCGAAAUGAGAGAAGGGAACGUGAACAACGGGAGCUGGCAAAAUCAAAAUUGUCAAGCGAAUGUUUCUCAGACAAUAACGAAUUGCACUACGACGACUCGAAUUCGGGAUCACAUUCCAGUGAAAGCUUUUCGCAGAAUGAAAUUAAAAAUUAUUGGAGAUCUGCGGAUGAUGUACGAAAGGCCAAGGAUGAUGUUAAUGGGCAUAAAGAAAAGGCAAUGAAAUCACGCCGUAAAACUAAAUCUUCGGCCCAUCAUCCGACACUUUGCAAGGACUGCGCCCAGUCCAACAAGUGUAAUCUACAAAAGGAGUCAAAAAUGUUAGCAAGCAAUGCUGGUAUAACAGAAUCAUCAGCACUGCCGAUGAUAACACACACAGCAGCUACGCCACAAGAUUCACCGUCUACUACUCUGGAGCCAGGCGCAUCAUUCAGAGAUUUUAACGUUGCUUUAAGUCUAGAAAGAUCUGCCAUGCUAUCUAGUUUGGACUCAAUAGAUCGCACUUCGUGCACCAGCAUACCAGGGCUGCUGAAACCACCAAACAGUUACACAUUGACCCUCCACUCAGCCCAAGCUCAACUUGGUGCAGAAAAGGCCCGUUUACCUCCAAUGACAUUAGCCCCUCCCCCUCUCACUCUCGCUCCACCUCCUCUAAGAUCAGCGUCGCCUGCGCCGACAACACCAAGCACACCAAGGUCAAUGCCAUCGCCGCUAUUACCAGAGAAAAACCUACAAAUUACGAUAGCAAAAGACGAAAACUGUUUGAAUACCAAUGAUAAAUCUAGUCUUCUGAGUUCACAAAAGAACGUAAGUGUAGUUAGUAUGGCCAAUGGCGACGACAAAUGUAGGGUGCAACGAGGUUAUAGCUGGCGGUUGUCGAGGUCGAGUCUAAGGAAGAAGCCUAAACAAAGAACAGGAUCAGAUUCCGACGCCAUCAUACUAAAUAACGGCAGAGAUCACGCAGUCUGCAACGGUUCGAACAUCCGCAAGAAUGAGCUACUGCUAUCAUCAUCAAUGGUGAUAAAGAACGACACCCAGUCAGAGCUGCCUAACAACAGAACGCGAACACCGCUACAAGGACCGCGCGUUCUACCGCAGCCCAUUCGACGAGUUUCUGCACAUAAUACACCUCUACUACCUGAUGUAUCAUGGAAAGCUCCGGAAGCGGGGUUCUCAUCUGAUUCGACAGUGCGGCUCGACUCAGUGAAGGCACCGCCUCACAGACUAUCACUCACUAAUGACUACUUGACAGGCAAGUUACGAGUGUCUGACUACGACUCAUUGGUAACAGUGACAUCGGUGUCAGAAGUGAAGGCGAGCAAUUUGGGACCCUCAUCACCCGUAGUACCGGUGACGCCUAGACCGGUGAGGGAACUACCAGCACCCUCAAUACCAACAAGGAUUAACGUCCAGCCACUGCCUCUCAUGAAGCAGAUCAAUGAGGAAGUACGUAGCAGUAAAUUUAAGGUGGCCAUAAACAACGUGUGUAUGUUGUCAUCAAGGUUCGACAGACGACGGUACAGAUUCAAAGACCUUUUUCGCUUUAUGGAGCCGACGGGCUGUCUCAAAGAAAAAGAAUUUUACUCGCUGUACAUUUUUUCGCCCGAAAACAAGAUGCGUCGAUUCUGUACAUGGGUAGUGACAAGAGGUUGGUUCGACAACAUAGUGCUGUUGUUCAUUGCACUGAACUGCAUCACUUUAGCAAUGGAGCGACCCAACAUUCCACCAGACUCCAAGGAGCGAUCCUUCCUCUCUAGUGCCAACUACGUAUUCACAGGAGUAUUCGCCGUUGAAAUGUUUAUAAAGGUAGUGGCAUCAGGAAUGUUUUACGGCCCCGACGCGUAUUUCACAUCUGGUUGGAACAUUAUGGAUGGAUCUCUAGUCAUUAUAUCCAUUAUUGACUUACUAAUGUCUCUAGUAUCAGAAUCCAGUCCUCGAAUAUUUGGAAUUCUCAGGGUAUUUAGAUUACUAAGAUCGCUAAGGCCACUGCGAGUAAUAAACAGAGCGCCAGGAUUGAAGUUAGUCGUACAAACACUGCUGUCUUCAUUGAGACCCAUCGGAAACAUUGUGCUAAUUUGUUGCACAUUCUUUAUCAUUUUUGGUAUUUUGGGAGUGCAGCUUUUCAAAGGAGCAUUUUUCUACUGUGAAGGUGCAAACAUAAAGAAUGUAAAAAACAAGUCCGAUUGCUUGGCAAUAGAAGGCAAUGUUUGGGUGAACAGGAAAUACAACUUCGACGAUUUGGGCAAAGCGCUGAUGUCAUUGUUUGUACUGAGUUCUAGAGACGGAUGGGUGAACAUUAUGUACACCGGGCUUGACGCGGUUGGGGUUGAUCAACAGCCAAUAGUAAACUACUCAGAAUGGCGGCUCUUAUACUUCAUCGCAUUCAUACUGUUGGUCGGUUUCUUCGUGUUGAACAUGUUCGUGGGAGUGGUAGUAGAGAACUUCCAUAGAUGCCGUGAGGAACAAGAAAAAGAAGAAAGGGUUAGAAGAGCCGCCAAGAGAGCACUACAGAUGGAGAAAAAACGAAGAAAGAUGCACAUGCGACCAUAUUAUGCAGACUAUUCACAAACACGUUUAUUCGUCCACAACGUAGUAACAUCUAAAUAUUUUGACCUGGCCAUAGCCGGUGUCAUCGGCUUAAAUGUCGUUACAAUGGCUAUAGAAUACUACAGGAUGCCACCAGCUCUGCAAUAUGCGCUUAAAAUAUUCAAUUAUUUCUUCACUGCUGUGUUUAUCUUAGAAGCAAUUAUGAAACUUGUGGCUUUAGGGUUCAAAAUAUAUUUAAAAGACAAAUGGAAUCAACUAGACGUAAUCAUCGUCAUCUUAUCCAUAGUGGGUAUAGUUUUAGAAGAAUUAGAAACUAAUAUAAUUCCAAUAAAUCCGACUAUCAUGAGAGUAAUGAGGGUGUUGAGGAUAGCCAGGGUACUUAAGUUACUGAAGAUGGCGAAGGGAAUAAGAGCAUUGUUGGACACUGUGAUGCAGGCUUUACCGCAAGUUGGUAACUUGGGGCUUCUGUUCUUUCUUCUAUUCUUCAUAUUCGCUGCGCUUGGAGUGGAGCUCUUCGGAAGAUUGGAAUGUUCUGAUGAAAUUCCUUGUCAAGGUCUGGGAGAACAUGCCCACUUCGCUAACUUUGGCAUGGCAUUCCUAACAUUGUUCCGUGUGGCAACUGGAGACAACUGGAAUGGUAUCAUGAAAGACACUCUACGAGAAGAUUGCGACAGCUCAGUCGACUGCGUCAGGAACUGCUGUGUGUCUACUAUCAUUGCGCCCAUCUUCUUCGUGGUUUUCGUGCUAAUGGCACAGUUCGUACUCGUCAAUGUGGUUGUCGCUGUACUGAUGAAACACCUAGAAGAAUCCCAUAAGCAAAUGGAAGAUGAAAAUGAUAUGGACGUAGAACUCGAGCGUGAGUUAGAACGGGAGGCAGAUGAUGAGGAAGACAGAGCUCUGUGUCGGGCUCUAGAACAGUGUAUGAGCCCUCCGCGGCCGCUGAACAAGGUACCAUCCCUCCCAGCAAACUUCACGUACAGCGAGCCCAAGCAACCAGCACCGUCCCCCGCACGCCGCCGGCGCACGCUGCACUCGCACACCGCUUUGUUACCGACGGCACUACCACCGAGACGGGCUUCCUUAUCCCCUCACGCCUUCGGGCGACGCCGACAGGACUCGAGCUCCGAGCCGCCCGCUGCCCUCUACGAGGAAGACGCACGAUUCAUCGACGCAGACGAUGCCGACCAGCUUGAACCUGGCAGCCCACCUCGGCGGGACUCCUUUGCCCAGAACAGGAGGCAGCGGGUAGACAAAAGAAACUCACUGCGUGGUGAAGAAGCUCGAUUACUACGGCCAGUGCUACUUGCCGUACCAUCUACAAGGCAGAGUCUAAGACUGAGCGGCCCCAAAAGGAGAUUAUCUACUGAGUCGGCCGCAACGGAUGCCAGCAAUACGUCACGCUCCCAACAUCAACUUACGCCAGAGUCGGUUGACCAACCAAUAAGUGAGGAGGAGAAGAUAAGAAUAGUUAUAGCCGAAAGGCGAAAGAUGGACGCGACGAGGCCAGAACCGGAUGAAGUCGUGGAACUAGCAGAGCGAGGCUCCUAGUCCAGGCGGGGCCGGCCGCAGCAACACCAUGAAGUCUACAUCUAGAUGUCGCUGAGAGCGACGUCCGGGUGCCCUAUCCUCUGUCUCUUCCUCGACCUCCUCUCGUCUAUAAGUGUUGAAUGCUCAAGGACAGUGAAUGCUUGAACUCGGUUGCACGAACAGUGUUUAUAGUGACGAUUUUAUAAACUACUACUAAUUGACUUUGGUGCGUUUCAGUGUUGUGUUGCGUUGUCGAUAUUAAUGAAAGAUGGAUAUUGCCUGUUCCGAACUUCUCCUACAUUUUCUUUCCUACGUCCGACCUAACCCUCACUUCACCAUUUGCGGCCGGUUCAAUUACUUCAUAAAGAGACUUUAAUAAAUUUAGUUUAAGGUGUAUAAAAGAUGUAGAUAGGAGUUAGAACUAGUCAAUUUGUUGUGGUGGGAUGUUUUCUACGAGAGCUAAAAUUUACUUUGUAAUUUUAUUAUUAGUACGGUGCUUGCUGUUAAAGGUUAAUUCGUUAUUAUUAUUAAAUUCUAUAAGAUUUUCCAAAGUAAACCUCAACGAAAUAUUGGUUCUUAGACAAAUAGAUUCAGUUUAUCGUGCAGCCACAGACUCGUUUAAAGUUGUGUGUGCAAUUAAAUGUUAGACUUUACUUAAGAACGGGUUUCAAAUCAUUGAAUUUUUAGUGUUAUGACGAUUUGUGUAUUCAACGAUUUAAAAGCCUAUAAAUAUUAUAAUUUCGAUGUGGGUACUUAGUCGUGAUUACUUCUAAAGUAUCUGUUAGCCAACGACUGUGUAGUCUUCUAGAGUAUUGUUACUAGCUAGAUCUUUGUCAAUCUAAUAUCUAAAGUGGAACCAAAAGUUGGUGAAUUGAUUAUAAUUCUCUUUAAAGAUGAAAGAUAAUAUUUUCUGAAUAUAAAUGAAUCCUAUUUUCUUACAGAGUCAUGUACGUAACUUAGACGUGUAACUGGCAAUACGCACAUAACGGUAGAGUCGACAUUAGGUAGAACGAAGUAGAUUGUGAGUAACGACAUCGCAAACUAAUCUGUUUACAUAAGCUAUGAACUACGAUAGUUUCAACUUAGAUUGUAUUAUUUAUUGAUAAUUUAAAGUUUAGUGCGAUGUAUCACUAGCCGUGCCAAAUCUACAAGACCUUUUAAAUUAAGCGAACAUUUUGUAAGAGUAUUUUAAUUGAGCAGUUGAUACCUGGAUGCUUGUCUUUCAAAACUUUUCCGCUUGUUCAAAUUACUUACUGUCUACUUUAUAAAACGCCGCAGAGCAAGACAAAGUAAGUUAAAGUACCUAAAAUAUCAAAGAAGGUUUAAUUUAAAGCACAAACUGCUGUUUAUUUUAAAAACAUGUCUAUGUGGUUCUAGUUACUGUAUAACGUCGUACCUAGUUAGGGAAGUCAGCAAUAAAUUUUAUACUUCGACUGUGCCUUUCCUAUUUCUAAUGUAUUAGCUUGUGAAGUUGAAUGUGGGUAGUCUCUGAGAUUUAAUGUAUACUGUAGGAGUUGGAGUGUAGAUACAUUAAAUUAUGAUUCUUGUUGAGUCUUUAUUAAGUUUUCGUUAUUUGUCAUGUGAAGAGUUUUGUAAAUGUAAGACGUUCCCGAGGAAAAUAAUGUUAACUUUGUGUCAUUCCGAAAACUAAAAACUAUUCUAUUUUGUACCUAUGAGAGCAGUACAACAAAUAUGUUAGUGUGUAGCAUUUAGCUUAACGUUUUGUUGUGCCAUUUAUUCCAUUGAAAAUGUCAACUUACGACCUUAUUAACAAUAUAUUUAAUAUUACUUGAUUGCUUCUCUUUCCACAAGACGCUAUCUCUCAAUUACAUAAUGUCUUCCAUCUUUACUCAAUCUAUACCGGUAACUUACAAUGGUAUCGAUCGAAGUUUUAUUCCUAGCUACAAUAGAGUUCUUGUAUAAAUAGACAUCGAGUGAUUUCAUGUUUAAUAUUAUUUAUAUUUUCAAGUUUAUGUAAAAGAAUUGAUUAAAAGGAAUUUAGUAAAAUUAAGAAUAGUAUUUUCGUGAUAAAAGUAAAUUUCGUGAUAAUGAUGAAUAAUUGUUUUUCGGUACUGAUCGUAUAAUAAUUUAAGUGGUAUGAACAAUGUUCAUAGUUGAGUACACCUGUUAUCUUAGCUGGUGAUCUGUCGAGUUAAGAAAGUUACGACAAUGUUAGGUUGAAAAAAUAAAUCAAAAUUCAAAUAA